ACUUUAUGAACAAGACUAUCAGUUCAGGCUAAGUUUUCGCCAACAUGUAAGGAUGCUGCUUUUUUACGAACAUCUCUCUAACGAAAACUUUAAAUUUGGGUGGAAUGAGGUUUCAGUACACAGGUUUUAUCCGCCCUCCAAAGGAAUCACAUUUUCUCCUUUUGUUGCAGUAAUGUCACUCAAGUGUAUUCGUUGCGACAGUCAAUUUGAAAACAAAGACAAAAGGGAUAGACACGUAGUUGAAGAGCAUCUGUCUGUAGUGAAAGUUGAGGAAGUAACUUUGUCUCGCACUUCUUUAGAAUUCCCAUGCUUAUACUGCUCAAAAUUUCUGAAAAAUGCAAAAACCUUGAAGAGUCAUUUGGUCGAGAAACAGCUACAAUGCAUAUUUAUUCACGACUCUAUACAUGAUAUUGCACCUCAAGCCGACCUCGAAGAAAAUCUGAUAUGCUAAAACAGAUGCCUUGGCCAAUACGGUAACAAUAGUCUCUGCGAAUAACAACGACGAACCAACACUACCGGUAUAAAAAAGAUACAGGGAUUUUUAAGUUUAACACCAAGUUUGGUGCAAUGCACCAAAACAAAACAACAUUUAUA
Molecule: messenger RNA, 594 nt
Organism: Gilbertella persicaria
Lineage: Eukaryota; Fungi; Mucoromycota; Mucoromycetes; Mucorales; Choanephoraceae
Exons: 3
Coding region: 53-451 (132 amino acids)
Source: RefSeq, a predicted model, not a curated record